This is a messenger RNA of Didymodactylos carnosus, 2262 nucleotides long. NCBI's taxonomy places the organism in Eukaryota, Metazoa, Rotifera, Eurotatoria, Philodinida, Philodinidae. The record is from the annotation of a GenBank genome assembly.
AUGGAUACGUCUGAUCUAAACUUACCAUCUUAUAAAUAUCAAUUAGAACAAGUCGAAUUAGCGUUGAAAGCACAGCCGGAUGAUUCAGAAUUACUUCGAUUGAAACAAGAUCUCGAGGAAGUUAUUAAUUUAACGGCAGAACUUUUGGGUUGCGACCCGUCAUUAAAUUUAGAAGACUCGUCGAAUAUUGAUGCAUAUUCAACAUCAGCAGCAUCAUUAUUACAACAACCAUCAACAACUAAUUCAUUAACUUCAUCAGCUAGAUUACCGAUUAAAUGGAAGACGGGAGAUCGUUGUUUGGCUGCAUGGAAUGAAGAUGGAAAAUAUUAUGAGUGUACAAUUGAUGAUGUGUUGGAUGAUGGAACAUGCACAAUUGUUUACGAUGGAUUUGGCACAGCUGAAGUGACUGUCGUAUCAAAAUUAAAACCGUUUGAUCGUACACGUACGACAAUGAGUGGCCCAAAAUCAUCUGCUCAUAUAUUAAAAACGAAACGAGAACUUGAAACAAGAUUACGCGAAUUAAAACGUAAAAAACAACAGAAAAAACUUCAAAAGUUCAAAGAAUUAGAAGAAGAGCGAGAAAAAGAUAAAAAGCGUUGGGUUGAUUUCAAUCAUAAGUUAACUGGAAGGACGUGGAAAGGUGUUGUAUCGAAAUCAAUGGUUAAAAAGAGCGAACCAGCCAAAGUAAAUGUCAGUGGUGUGACCGGUAGUUUUAUGACAAAUCCAUCACCAUUUCUAGUCAAUCGCUCUCAUCAACAGCAACGUGCUCUGUCAACGCAAACAACAAAAUGUUUACAACAAUAUCGUUUAUCUCCUGCUCAACAACAAAUCAGAUUUGCAUCAUCUGGUAGUUUACCAACUCAUACAAAAUUAACACUUCCAGCUUUAUCGCCCACAAUGGAAACAGGAACAAUAAGAUCUUGGUCAAAACAAGAAGGCGACAAAAUCGUAGAAGGCGAUCUGAUAGGUGAAAUAGAAACCGAUAAAACAACUCUUGGAUUUGAAGUUGGAGAGGAAGGUUAUCUUGCUAAAAUACUACUGCCUGCUGGAAGUAAGGAUGUCCCGGUUGGAACAGUUUGUGCAAUUGUAGUGGAAAAACAAGAAGAUGUAGCGGCAUUUAAAGAUUACAAAGAUGACGGAGGAAAAACAGCAACAUCGUCCACUAGUGAAGAUAGUAGCAAAAAAAAAGAAGCAAAAGCUCCAGAGAAAAAGAAGGAGACGCCAAAGAAAGAAGAUCAGAAAGAGCAAGAAAAAUCACCAUCAGACAAGAAAGCAGCUAAAUCAGGAGAAACUGAGACAAAACAACAGCAAACGAAAAAAGAUGAUAAAGAUCAUGUAUUCAUAUCACCAUUCGCAAAAAAAUUAGCAAAUGAAAAAGGAAUUGAUAUUCAAUCGAUUCAAGGUAGCGGACCGAAUGGCCGAAUUGUUGCAGAAGAUGUUGAAAAAUUUAUCAAAGAAGGCGGUACCAAACAACAACAAGCUAAACCAGCAACAACAGCCAAAGGUCAACAAUCAGCAGCAAAAGAAAAGAAAGAUAAAACGGCGGCGACUGCUGGUGGCUACGAUGAGACUGCAAUUUCUGAGAUACGAGCUGCAACAGCAAAACGUGUGACACAAUCGAAAACAACCAUACCGCAUUAUUAUUUAACAAUUGAAAUCGAAAUGGAUCAAAUAAUUAAAUUGCGUCAAACAUUGAACGAUAUGUUACAAUCAAAAGACAAAAAAGCUAAAGGAAUAACAAUUAAUGAUUUUAUCAUAAAAGCAGCUGCAUUAGCCUGCAAAAAAGUACCAGAAACAAAUAGUGUAUGGAUGGACAAAACGAUUAGACAAUACGAAACAGUUGAUAUCAAUGUGGCUAUAGCGACAGAUGCUGGAUUAAUGACCCCGAUUAUUUAUAAUGCUGAUCAAAAAGGUUUGUCUCAAAUAAGCAGUGACAUAGCACAACUAAGCGAAAAAGCGAGUAGUGGCAAAUUAUCUGCAGAUGAGUUGGAAAGUGGUACAUUCACUAUAGCAAAUCUUGGAAUGUAUGGCAUAAACAAUUUUAGUGCUGUUAUUUAUCCACAACAAUCAUGUAUUCUGGCAAUCGGUGGCGCUGAAACAAGGCUUGUACCAGAUCAAAAGAACGAAAAAGGAUAUCGUUCAUCAACCGUAGUAAACAUAACAUUAUCUUGCGAUCAUCGAGUCGUUGAUGGUGCAGUGGGAGCUCACUGGUUACAAGAAUUUAAAUCAUUCUUAGAAAAUCCGGGCUCCAUGAUACUUUAG